Dovyalis caffra is the source of this 1890-nucleotide messenger RNA. NCBI's taxonomy places the organism in Eukaryota, Viridiplantae, Streptophyta, Magnoliopsida, Malpighiales, Salicaceae. The record is from the annotation of a GenBank genome assembly.
AUGGAACACAACAUUGAUCACUUUCUGUUAAAAAUUUUGACAACAUCAACAACAGUACUUGUGUUUUGGUUUCUGUGUUUUGCAACCUUGAGCUAUGUUCAAGCUGAUAUUCAUGGAGCUGGAGAGCAAGCACUCGCCAAGAUUGACAUUUACAAAGCCACUCUGGCACUUGAUGGCUCGGCUUUCAUUACCGCCCGCCCUCGCAUUCUUGGCUCUCUGGGUGAGGAUUCUGAAUGGAUAACGGUGGAUAUUGCUAGCAAAAAGCCAUCUGCAGAUGAUUGGGUUGGAGUUUUCUCUCCUGCAAACUUCAACUCAUCCACAUGUCCACCAGCAAAUGACCAAGAACUGGAAACUCCAUACAUCUGUACUGCCCCAAUAAAGUACAAGUAUGCGAACCAUAGCAAUCCGGAAUAUACAAAAACAGGCAAAAAUACUUUGAAAUUUCUGCUGAUAAAUCAGCGAGCAGAUUUCGCCUUUGUAUUGUUUUCAGGCGGGUUAUCAAAUCCAAAACUGGUGUCGGUUUCACACAAAUUACGGUUUUCGAAUCCGAAUGCACCACUUUACCCGCGUCUUGCUCAUGGAAAAUCUUGGGAUGAAAUGACUGUGACAUGGACCAGUGGUUAUAAUAUAGAUGAAGCUGUUCCAUUUGUUGAAUGGGGCAUGAAGGGUGAAACUCGAAAGCGCUCACCAGCUGGAACAUUAACAUUCAAGCAAAACAGCAUGUGUGGUUCGCCUGCACGAACAGUUGGAUGGCGUGAUCCUGGAUUCAUCCAUACAAGUUUUCUGAAAGAUUUAUGGCCAAACACAGUGUAUACAUACCGAAUGGGUCAUAUCUUAUCCGAUGGUUCAUGUGUCUGGAGCAAGAUUUUUUCAUUCAAAUCAUCCCCAUAUCCUGGACAAGAUUCAUUACAGCGUGUCAUAAUAUUUGGUGACAUGGGGAAGGCUGAACGUGAUGGUUCAAAUGAGUACAGCGAUUAUCAGCCUGGUUCGCUGAACACUACAGACCAACUCAUCAAGGACUUGGACAACAUUGAUAUAGUAUUCCAUAUAGGAGAUCUACCAUAUUCAAAUGGUUACAUUUCACAGUGGGACCAGUUCACUGCACAGGUGCAGCCCAUUACAUCAACUGUUCCAUACAUGAUUGCAAGUGGAAACCAUGAACGUGAUUGGCCAAAUUCAGGGUCCUUCUAUGACACUCCAGAUUCUGGUGGAGAAUGUGGUGUGCCGGCAGAAACCAUGUACUAUGUUCCUGCUGAGAACAGAGCUAAGUUUUGGUACUCGACCGAUUACGGCAUGUUUCACUUCUGCAUAGCUGACUCGGAGCAUGACUGGAGAGAGGGAACAGAACAAUAUGAGUUCAUUGAAAAAUGCCUUGCAUCUGUUGAUAGACAAAAGCAGCCAUGGUUAAUCUUCUCAGCGCAUCGUGUCCUUGGUUAUUCAUCUAACUCUUGGUAUGGCCUAGAGGGUUCAUUCGAAGAGCCCAUGGGGAGGGAAAGCUUGCAGAAACUUUGGCAGAAAUAUAAGGUAGACAUUGCAUUUUUCGGACACGUCCACAACUACGAGAGGACAUGCCCUAUUUAUCAGAAUCAAUGCGUGAGCCAAGAAAAACAUCAUUAUUCAGGCACAGUUAAUGGAACCAUCCAUGUGGUUGCUGGUGGGGGAGGAAGCCAUUUAUCAGGAUACAGCAGUAUGAUCCCAAAUUGGAGUAUUUACAGAGAUUAUGACUUUGGAUUUGUUAAAUUGACAGCAUUUAAUCACUCAUCUCUACUCUUUGAGUACAAGAAAAGCAGUGAUGGACAGGUCUAUGAUUCGUUCACCAUUUCAAGGGACUAUAGAGAUGUUUUGGCCUGUGUGCACGAUGGUUGUUCAGCAACUACUCUGGCAACUUGA